This is a messenger RNA of Trypanosoma grayi, 1107 nucleotides long. RefSeq lists its product as hypothetical. The transcript has a single exon. The record is from RefSeq and is a predicted model, not a curated record. NCBI's taxonomy places the organism in Eukaryota, Euglenozoa, Kinetoplastea, Trypanosomatida, Trypanosomatidae. Bases 1 to 1107 code for a protein of 368 amino acids.
AUGCUGCGCCACGUGCUGUGUGUGUUGGCCCUCGCGCUGUGCUGCUGCGCCUCAUCGUGGGCGGUAGAAACAGGUACACCUGAGCGCACAGUUGCAUUGAAGCUAACGAAUGGCGAAGCGAAGAUAACGCUGACGGAGACAGUUGAUGACAGCAGCUGCACAAAGCAGAUAGCCGCAGCUGAGGGAAAGAGCAGCGAUGCUGUCGUUACUACUGCGGUUACUUUGAAGAAGAAGGAUGAAUCCGGAAAGAGAGAAGAUGUUCCGCAUGAAUCUUCUUUGAUAGUCAAAGUCCCCGAUGGGUACAAAUUAACGCUGGUGACCACAUUGGUUGCUGAAUGUGCCAAAAAAAGUGAAGAUGCGUCUGCGUCCACUGCAAUAAGCUGCCAAGAGGCGGUGGGUGCAACUUCUGACACCUACACCAUCACCUAUGAGGCCACUACGAAGUCCACUGCUUCUGGCCAGACUGCUGCAAAUAUUCCGGAGACAGAAAACAAUAAUGUAAAGGUUCAAGUUGGACGCGAUGUGAAACUCGUUGCGAAGGUCGUUGCAACAUGCGCUGCUGUAUCCGUGACUCAAUCAUCAACACUCCCCACAAAGACCAUAACUCCUGGCAGAGGACAAGGGGAAUCCCCUGAUGGCAACGGCCCUGGCAACACUCUUACCAAAACAAAUACUCAUCUAUCCAAGCAAAACCCUAACACGGCAGAGCCAGACAUCCUGAAGACUCAGGGUGGACAGAAGCCUCAGCAACCCAACACUCCAGUGGGUGACUCCCCCACGGGAGUUCCAGAGUCAACUGGUCAAGAUGAUGCCGGCGAACCUGGCCGUGGUGUAAGCAAAGGCGUCACCGCUCCAACUUCCAGCGAGGCAGAGAGCACAGAAGCAGACAACUCCGUCCCAGUGAAUGACGCCGAUCACACUGCCCCCACAGCCACACCUCAAUCAGGGACCACCACCGAAGGGGCUCCCAAAACUGACGCCGGUAUGUCCACCUCUGCGGGAGAGGGCGUGAAGCUUCCUGACCGCAACACCGACGCCAGCAGCAGCAGCACUGCGUGGGUGCGUGCCCCACUGUUGUUGCUGCUUGCCUGCGUGGCCGUGUGGUAA